CUCAAACAAACAAUUCAUCCUACAACACUUUCUCUCUCUACAAACCCAGUUUCACACAUUAUCUCUUUACAAAACCCAAUUUCAAACAAAAUGGCGCCAAAGGUAGCAGAGAAAAAGCUCGCCGAGAAGAAGCCAGCAGAGGAGAAAAAAACUGCAGCUGCUGAGAAGAAGCCGAAAGCCGGGAAGAAGCUACCAAAGGAAGCCGGCGCUGGAGCCGCCGACAAGAAGAAGAAGAGGAGCAAGAAGAGCGUGGAGACAUACAAGAUAUACAUAUUCAAGGUGUUGAAGCAGGUGCAUCCGGAUAUCGGAAUAUCAAGCAAGGCUAUGGGGAUUAUGAACUCCUUUAUUAAUGAUAUCUUUGAGAAGCUUGCUCAGGAAGCUUCUAGGCUUGCCAGGUAUAAUAAGAAGCCUACGAUUACGUCUAGGGAGAUCCAGACCGCGGUUAGGCUGGUGCUGCCCGGUGAAUUGGCGAAGCAUGCUGUUUCUGAAGGGACCAAGGCUGUGACAAAAUUUACUAGUUCUUAGAUUUGGGGAUUAGGGUUUAUAAAAAUUAAUGUCACUGUUUUCGUGUUAUGUGGUUUAGAUUAAUGCAGUUGGAUCUUUGUUUCUAAAAAUUUGAUAGAUGUUGGGAAAAAGCUUUAUGCAUUUAGUUUUUUGAUAUA
This is a messenger RNA of Helianthus annuus (common sunflower), 662 nucleotides long. RefSeq names its product histone H2B. Gene Ontology annotation, molecular function: DNA binding; structural constituent of chromatin; protein heterodimerization activity. Gene Ontology annotation, cellular component: nucleosome. Bases 91 to 525 code for a protein of 144 amino acids. The record is from RefSeq and is a predicted model, not a curated record. The transcript has a single exon. Gene Ontology annotation, biological process: nucleosome assembly. Lineage: Eukaryota; Viridiplantae; Streptophyta; Magnoliopsida; Asterales; Asteraceae.